CUCGAGCCGAUUUCGAUGCAGUGCUGUGGGCGCUGUAGUCGUGCAAAAUCGACGAGAUAGGGCGCGGGGCAGCCGCGUGCAUAGUAAAGAAGCAGCCCGCACCAUGGCCGAGCAAAUCAGCAAGAGCCAAGCCCAGCCGAUGCGCCGCGAUGAGGCCACGACCAAAUCAUUGAUCUCGGCCUGCUACGCCGGCGACUUAGAACGAGUCGUCGCAUUGCUAGGCGACGGCGCGGACCCGAGCGCGACGGAUGUGGUGGGGUGGUUUCCGUUGUACCAGGCGGCCUGCGGCGGCGACUCCCACUCCGAAGACCAUGCGAAGGUCAUCGCGACGCUCAUUGAUCACGGGGUCCAUCCCGAUCAAAGAACGCCGAACGGCGAGACGGCGCUCAUGGCCGCGGCGUACCGGGGCCACGCGCCGUGUGUCGCGAUACUAGUCAUGAAGGGCGCGGAUGCCCAUACAACAGCGUCAUCAGGCCCAUGGGAAGGUCGGGACUGCUUCUGGAUCGCCAAGACAAGUGUGGAGCAAAAAGUUAUGAAACAGGAGGAGCUCGAGGUGGUCCUGGCGGCUUUGAAGCUGGAGCGCGGCACCGCUCCACCGCAGCCGGCAUCGGUACCGCCGCCGGCGCCCGCAGAACCACCAAAAACACAAGAGGCCUGCGCCUACUGCGGCGACGCCGCUAAUCGUAGAUGCUCGCGCUGCAAGAAAGUGUGGUACUGCAGCGUCCUCUGCCAGCAGGAGCACUACAAGAAGGGUCAUCGUAGUAAAUGCUGGGCCGCCAAGGGCGUGAAGGCGGCGCCGUUACUCAAACCGCAGAAACCGGCGCCGCCACCGGCGCCAGCCGCGGAGGAAGACGACUUCUCCGCGUUGCCGCCGACCGAGGCCGCGGCGCGGGCCGGCGCGCGCGCCGCGCAGAAGGUCUUUGAUAAGGGCGGCAGCGUUCAAAAUGCGGCGACGGAGGCCGGCCGCGCCGCGUCGCUGGCGGCCAUGGCCCGGGGCCUUUCGAUCACGGACGCGGCGGCGGCCUCUCGAGACGCCUGCGCCGCGGUGACCGGCGACUAACACUAUGUAGUUUAGACCCACCCCCCUGGGAGAGGUAUGUACAUGACCCCCGUCGCGUCGAUGGCGUCGAGGUGGUGCCGCACCGCCCUGGACGCCACCGACGCGACAUCCAA
This is a messenger RNA of Pelagomonas calceolata, 1173 nucleotides long. Lineage: Eukaryota; Pelagophyceae; Pelagomonadales; Pelagomonadaceae. The record is from the annotation of a GenBank genome assembly.